UUGUUAUGCGAAACGUCAACGCGCGUGGGUUUUCGGCUGGCACACGUCGUGACGUAAAUCGAUCCCGCCAACAUUAUCACCGAUGACGUACGCGUUUCUGCGUAUCCGCAAACGAGGCAGCUCGUUCGAAGAUCCCAGCGAUAAAAGUGCUACCAGAUAGAAGCGAUGAAGAUGAUCGGAACCGUGAUUGACUUAAUGGAUUGCCGUCAUCAAACGUCCUUACUGAUUUGCGUCAUCCUCGUCAUCGUGUUUCCGAUUCUGGCCGCGACCGAUGCCGAUAAACGCGAAUAUGGGAACACGUACGAGAGGAAAACCGAGGGCGAUCAUGCAUUUUCGAAAAGUACGAAGCAAUUGAAGCACAGCGACGAUAACGGGGACUCGACGGUGAAACACACAGAAGAUCAUGGACGAGUUAACAAUGAAAAUGGCUCGCCAUUGAACACCUUUCUGGAAGACGUUCUUAAAGCACAGGAUGAUUUGAAAUGGAUAGAUCAGGUUGUACACAGCACUGAUCACCGGAAACAUGAGGACUCGUUCACUGGAUCGAACAAGUAA
Osmia lignaria (orchard mason bee) is the source of this 555-nucleotide messenger RNA. RefSeq lists its product as uncharacterized. The record is from RefSeq and is a predicted model, not a curated record. Lineage: Eukaryota; Metazoa; Arthropoda; Insecta; Hymenoptera; Megachilidae.